Messenger RNA from Nezara viridula (southern green stink bug), 1371 nucleotides. The record is from the annotation of a GenBank genome assembly. Lineage: Eukaryota; Metazoa; Arthropoda; Insecta; Hemiptera; Pentatomidae.
CAGAGUUUGUCCACAUAGUCAUGAAGUCGUUUAUUGCUGUUACUUUCUUGGUCGGUUUGGUCGCCUGCAGCCAAGCUUUCUCAAUCGGUGGCUUUAUCAGUUCCGUUGCUAAGCACCAAAGAGAGAACGUACAAUUGAUCCGUGAUCAAAUCAAAGGAAACAUCAAUAGAUUGACCGAAGACGUCAAAGAAAAUACCAAUGCCAUCCUCAGCGGUAACAUCUUCGGAGCAGCGAAGACGAUUACCAAGAACUCAAUUAACAUGGGUAAAACUGUAAUAGACCAACAUUUACAAAAUGGUGGAAAGUUCGCUGCUGAUGCUUUGGAAGAUUUGAAGUUGCUCAAUCCAUUCCGUCCGAAAUCGACUACUGCUGCUCCAGUCCCGGAAACCCCAGCUCCUGUUGCAGAGGAAACUCCUGCACCUGCUGAGCAAGAAACCCCAGCUCCUGUUGAGCAAGAAACCCCAGCUCCUGUUGUACAAGAAACUCCUGCUCCUGUUGAGCAAGAAACCCCAGCUCCUGUUGUACAAGAAACUCCUGCUCCUGUUGAGCAAGAAACCCCAGCUCCUGUUGUACAAGAAACUCCUGCUCCUGUUGAGCAAGAAACCCCAGCUCCUGUUGUACAAGAAACUCCUGCUCCUGUUGAGCAAGAAACCCCAGCUCCUGUUGUACAAGAAACUCCUGCUCCUGUUGAGCAAGAAACCCCAGCUCCUGUUGUACAAGAAACUCCUGCACCUGCUGAGCAAGAAACUCCUGCUCCUGUUGAGCAAGAAACCCCAGCUCCUGUUGUACAAGAAACUCCUGCACCUGCUGAGCAAGAAACACCAGCUCCUGUUGUACAAGAAACCCCAGCUCCUGUUGUACAAGAAACUCCUGCUCCUGUUGAGAAAGAAACCCCAGCUCCUGUUGUACAAGAAACUCCUGCACCUGCUGAGCAAGAAACACCAACUCCUGUUGUACAAGAAACUCCUCCUCCUAAUGACCAAGAAACACCAGCUCCUGCUGUACAAGAAACUCCUGCCCCUGCUGAGCAAGGAACUCCUGCUCCAGUUGCACAGUAAGUUACUGUUGCUACUAAAGAAUAAUAUUGCAAGCUCUGUACCAGAAUAGUAAAAUAGAACGGUAUUCACGUCAAGUCAAUCCAACCUCUGAGGAAAAUUCACAAAAUCAUCAAGAAAACUAAGAAUUGCAACAUCUGAAAAGCCACUGAAGAUUCGCCCAAGAACCAUUAAAAAAUUAAAUAAAUAUAGAGCUAAAUAAUUUUCUAUUUAAUUAUAUAAUCCUAUCAAAAAUCUUCUUUUUCAAAUAUUGAUGCUUUUGACCUAUCAUUAAUUUUUUUUUUAAAUUCAUAACAUGUUUAGCAGAAAGAAUUGU